AUGAACCAAGCCAAACAUAAGGACAAGUAUGUUAAUGAGGGCCUUGGAGGAUCUCCAGAGGCAAAUGUAGUUAUCUUCUUUGGGGUCAGUAGUGCCCCCAAACUGACACUCAUUCCACCCAUUCAGCUGAGCCCAGAACAGGGCAUUGUGAAGCCCCAGCAUCUGGCUAUGACAGAUACAGUGUUUAGCAACAGUUCUGAUCGCUGGAUGUGCCCCAAUGACAGAACCAUGGCUCUCCACACAAGUGAAAAGGAACAGCUCCCAACAGGAUGGUCUGUCCGCCCUGACCAGCCUGCAGGAUCAAGAAAGAAUGAAGAGCUGACUGAUGAAGAAAAGGAGAUUAUCAACAGAGUGAUCGCCCGAGCUGAGAAAAUGGAGGAGAUGGAGCAGGAGCGCAUAGGGCGCCUGGUGGAUCGCUUAGAGAACAUGAGAAAGAAUGUGGCUGGAGAUGGAGUAAACCGCUGUAUCCUGUGUGGAGAACAACUGGGAAUUCUGGGCUCCUCCUGUGUGGUGUGUGAGGACUGCAAGAAGAAUGUCUGCACCAAGUGUGGAGUGGAGACCUCAAACAGUCGUCCGCAUUCCAUCUGGCUUUGCAAGAUUUGCAGUGAGCAAAGAGAGGUAUGGAAGCGUUCUGGAGCAUGGUUCUUCAAGGGUUUCCCCAAACAAGUGCUCCCUCAGCCCAUGCCAGUGAAGAAAUCCAAGCCUCAGCAGCCACCCAGUGAGCCCAGCUCAUCAGAGCCACCCACCCACCUGGAGCCCAAGACUCAUCCCCGAGCACCGAGCAGAGGCCCAGGAGAGGCUGGCCUCCCUGGUGAACAUGGUCCUGAGCCUGCAGCUGCUUCUGGCAGGGGCAGUUACGGCCCCCCAACACGCAGGGCCUCCGAGGCCCGCAUGAGCUCCGGUGGAACCGACUACACGGGCCGGGACUCCGAAGGCCGGGACUACGGCCCAGGCGGGGCCGCCGGUGCCGAUGCCAGCCGGAGUCCGGCAGGUUUGAGACGGGCCAACUCAGUUCAGGCCUCCAGACCCUCUCAAGCACCCAGCCAAAGUGCCGCAGCUCAGCCUGGUCCCCCAGGACCCCCAGGGGUCAGCAGACCAGGACCAAAUACAGCUGGCAGAUUUCCAGAUCAAAGACCAGUUCAGGGAGACGUGGCCCAAGGGGAGCCUGCCUACCCUUCAGCAGCGGCCACUCCUCGCGAUGACCGAGCAGGGGAUGUGGCAGGUUACCCCUCAGCUGGAGCUAAGGAAGAUCGUGCAGCCCGACGAAUGGGAGCCUACUCUCAGGCAGCUGCUGCACCCCAGCCUGCUGCCGCCCCAGCCCGGCAGCAGCAGCAGCCACCCCCAGAAGAGGAUGAAGAAGAGGCAAAUAGCUAUGAUUCUGAUGAAGCAAAUCAUUAUGAGCUGACUUCCACUGGUUGUAAAUGUAAGGAAGUUUUCCCUGAAAUCAAUCCUAAAUUGGGAUUAAAGCCGAUGGACUCCAAUGGCCUGGCUGAUCCCUAUGUUAAGCUGCACCUUCUGCCUGGCGCCAGCAAGUCUAACAAGUUACGGACAAAAACUCUGAGGAAUACACGGAAUCCCAUCUGGAAUGAAACCUUAGUCUAUCAUGGCAUCACUGAUGAGGACAUGCAAAGGAAGACUCUGAGGAUUUCUGUAUGUGAUGAAGACAAGUUUGGCCAUAAUGAAUUCAUUGGAGAAACCAGAUUUUCCCUGAAGAAACUGAAGCCCAAUCAGAAGAAGAAUUUCAACAUCUGCUUGGAGCGGGUUAUCCCUAUGAAGCGAGCUGGGACCACAGGAUCAGCAAGAGGCAUGGCACUCUAUGAAGAGGAGCAGGUGGAACGUGUGGGCGAUAUUGAGGAACGUGGCAAGAUCCUGGUGUCACUCAUGUAUAGCACCCAGCAAGGAGGCCUCAUCGUGGGUAUUGUGCGCUGUGUCCACUUGGCUGCAAUGGAUGCUAAUGGCUACUCUGACCCCUUCGUCAAACUUUGGCUGAAGCCAGACAUGGGGAAGAAGGCCAAGCACAAGACCCAGAUCAAAAAGAAGACUUUGAAUCCUGAGUUUAAUGAGGAAUUUUUCUAUGAUAUAAAACAUAGUGAUCUGGCCAAAAAGUCACUGGACAUCUCAGUUUGGGAUUAUGAUAUUGGCAAGUCCAACGAUUACAUUGGUGGCUGCCAGCUCGGCAUCACCGCCAAGGGAGAGCGCUUAAAACACUGGUACGAGUGUCUAAAGAACAAGGACAAGAAGAUUGAACGUUGGCACAACCUACAGAAUGAGAACCAUGUCUCAAGCGAUUAA
Molecule: messenger RNA, 2292 nt
Organism: Gracilinanus agilis (Agile Gracile Mouse Opossum)
Lineage: Eukaryota; Metazoa; Chordata; Mammalia; Didelphimorphia; Didelphidae
Gene: RPH3A
Product: rabphilin 3A
Exons: 21
Coding region: 1-2292 (763 amino acids)
Biological process (GO): intracellular protein transport
Cellular component (GO): membrane
Molecular function (GO): small GTPase binding
Source: RefSeq, a predicted model, not a curated record